This is a messenger RNA of Sorghum bicolor (sorghum), 2001 nucleotides long. RefSeq names its product aspartic proteinase-like. Gene Ontology annotation, molecular function: aspartic-type endopeptidase activity. Lineage: Eukaryota; Viridiplantae; Streptophyta; Magnoliopsida; Poales; Poaceae. Gene Ontology annotation, biological process: lipid metabolic process; proteolysis. The record is from RefSeq and is a predicted model, not a curated record. Bases 164 to 1669 code for a protein of 501 amino acids. The transcript has 12 exons.
CCGCCUUUGACGGUUUGCAUCUACUCGGCUUCAUCCGAUUGGCGAUUGGUGUGUCCUAUUUAUCCUCCACUCUUCCCCUCGAGCUCUCCACUAGCUUUCCCCAAUUCCCCUUCUCUCCGGUCCCGGAUUCGGAAGCACACGGCAGAAGCUAAGAUUAGGGACUAUGGGGCAGAAGCACCUUUUGUUGCUGGCUUGUUUCUGGGUCCUGUCAUGUUCCUUGCUACUUCAUGCUUCCUCCGAUGGACUGUUAAGAAUCAACCUGAAUAAGAAGAAACUGGACAAGGAAGCUUUGACUGCUGCAAAAUUGGCGAAGGAGAGCCGCCUUCGAAGGUCUGUGGGUGCUGGCCAAUAUCUUGGUGCCUCAACUGAUGACAUAGUUCCUUUGGACAACUACCUGGACACUCAGUACUUUGGAGAGAUUGGUAUUGGCACACCAUCACAGAACUUCACGGUGAUAUUUGACACUGGAAGCUCCAACUUGUGGGUUCCCUCAUCCAAGUGCUACUUUUCGAUAGCAUGCUACUUACACCACAGAUACAAGUCAACCAAGUCGAAGACUUACAAAAAGAAUGGAGAAUCUUGUACAAUCACAUAUGGUUCCGGGCAAAUCGCUGGCUUCUUCAGUGAGGACAAUGUGUUGGUUGGUAACCUUGUUGUGCAAAAUCAGCAAUUUAUUGAGACGACUCGUGAAACCAGCCCUACUUUCAUCAUUGGGAAGUUUGAUGGAAUUCUUGGCCUCGGAUUUCCUGAAAUUUCUGUGGGAGGAGCCCCUCCAAUUUGGCAGAGCAUGAAAGAGCAGAAACUGGUCGCAGAGGAUGUCUUCUCUUUCUGGCUUAAUCGUGACCCUGAUGCAUCUGCUGGAGGCGAGCUUGUCUUUGGUGGUGUUGAUCCAAAACACUACAAGGGGAACCAUACAUAUGUUCCCGUUACUCGCAAAGGCUACUGGCAGUUUGACAUGGGAGAUCUUCUUAUUGGUGGCCACUCGACUGGUUACUGUGCUGGUGGCUGUGCUGCUAUUGUGGACUCAGGGACUUCAUUGCUUGCUGGUCCAACAACCAUAGUGGCUCAAGUCAAUCAUGCAAUUGGGGCUGAGGGGAUCAUCAGUACAGAAUGCAAAGAAGUGGUGAGAGAGUAUGGAGAGAUGAUCCUUGAGUUACUCAUAGCACAGACAAGCCCACAGAAAGUGUGCACUCAGAUUGGUCUCUGUGUAUUUGAUGGUGCCCAUUCUCUCAGUAACCCAAUUGAAUCUGUUGUUGAGAAACAAAAUCGUGGUUCUGAUCUUUUCUGUACUGCUUGUGAGAUGGCUGUUGUCUGGAUACAGAACCAACUCCGAGAAAACAAGACAAAAGAGCUCAUUUUGAAUUAUGCUAAUCAGCUCUGUGAGCGUCUCCCGAGCCCCAAUGGCGAAUCAACUGUUGAUUGUGAUCAGAUCUCAGAGAUGCCAAAUCUUGCAUUUACCAUAGCAAACAAGACUUUCACCUUAACACCAGAGCAGUACAUAGUGAAGCUGGAGCAAGCAGGACAAACCAUCUGCAUCAGCGGGUUUAUGGCAUAUGACGUGCCGCCUCCUCGUGGUCCUCUCUGGAUACUUGGUGAUGUUUUCAUGGGUGCCUACCACACUGUUUUUGACUUCGGCGAGAACAGGAUUGGGUUUGCCAAACCUGCCUGAGGACUGGAGUUCUUCGCUUAAGUAACAUGUCCGCUUUGUUAUCCGGUAUUGUACAUAUAUUGCCGACCGGUAUAAGCUGCAAUGCUUAAUACUUUAGUAUAUAUAUUCACGCAGAAACCUAGAGGAUUGUGGCAGGAUAUGUGUUUGCAAAUGAAGCUAUGCUAUGUAUGAAGAUCUGGGACAUGAAAUUUGAUGUAACGAGCACGAAUACAUGAUGAGGAUUAGAGCUUUUAACCUAAUAUCAUCAUGUUAGUUGGUUCUGAUUACUAUGUGGAGGUAUCCUCCAUCUGCGUUAUAGACUGUUUUUGAUAUUGGGUACUUCCUCCGUCCUA